Linum tenue is the source of this 202-nucleotide messenger RNA. The record is from the annotation of a GenBank genome assembly. NCBI's taxonomy places the organism in Eukaryota, Viridiplantae, Streptophyta, Magnoliopsida, Malpighiales, Linaceae.
CAACUUUUCGAGACCUACGCAGCGGCAAACCUCCUAUUGCGUCGCUGCCCACCUAAACUGAAAAAAUUCGCGGAAAAAAUAAGUCGAAAAGGGGUGCAACACGAGGACUUCCCAAGAGGUCACCCAUCUUAGUACUACUCUCGCCCAAGCACGUUUAACUUCGGAGUUCUGAUGGGAUCCGGUGCAUUAGUGCUGGUAUGAU